AUGGAUGGACUCAAAGACCGAUGGGAAGCUUUCGAGGCGGAUCAUCCUAGGAUACGCACGAUCAUUGAGACAGUGAAGCCCUAUAUUCCGCCAGUGAACUUCAUCACGAUACACUAUGCGUACUUCAUCAGCGUUACGCUCGUGGGAACGCUAAUCUUCUGGGGCGCCUCAAACCCAUCGAAAAGUAUUGGGUGGUGGGAUUGCAUGUUCAUGUGCAUGAGCGCCAUGACCGCUUCGGGACUCAAUUCCGUGAACGUUAGUCAACUCACUACGUUCCAGCAAGUGGAACUGGCGGUGUUGAUGAUGAUGGGGAGCCAGGUGCUGGUCAGCUACUUCACGGUUGCUUUUAGGAAACACAUUUUCGAGAAGAGGUUUGAGGAUAUCGUGGAGGCUGAGAAAGAGAGACGGAAUGCCCGGAAGGGAAAUGUUGGGGCUGUGGUCGGGAUGACAGGAGCAAUGUUUGGAUUGCCGGUUAUGGGGUCGUUUGGGAAGGGCAAGAAAGGGAGUAAGACGAACGGAGAGAUGAAGGUUGUGACGCCUGCGGAGAAACGCGCGGAGGAUAUACCGCCCAGCACACCGAUCAUGGAAGACCAGGCUCAGACGGGACUGUCACCAAUUUCACUUCUUUCAAGAGAAAGGAGUCCGCCACAGCAUAUCGGCUUUCUGGACCCCAUACAAGAGCGUCUUUCCCACGAAAGGCCCAUGUCAGCAACGACAGGACACUCGAUCUAUAACGUACACAGCCAGCAGAGCAUAUCGAAGCGUCGCCGCUCACUGGCUGAAGAGUCUAAGCUAGACGACAGCUUCAACGUGCAGACCUUCGUCAAGGAGCAAAAGCGCAACAUUGGCCGCAACGGGCAGUUCUUCAACCUGUCAUCAGACCAGCGAGAGUACCUGGGUGGUGUCGAGUACCGUGCGCUCAAGUUCCUCUCCAUGUUCGUUCCCGCCUACUUCAUACUCUGGCAGCUAUUUGGCGGAAUUGCACUAGGGGCAUAUAUGUCCGUCUACGAAAAGGAGGCUUGCGCUGUCAAUGCGCAGAACCCUUGGUGGGCUGGCAUCUUCCUCGCUAUCUCUGCGUACAGCAAUGCUGGCUUUACGCUACUGGAUGCAGGCUUCAUACCCUUCCAGUCCUCAUACUUCAUCCUGGUCAUAGUAACGAUACUGUCACUCGCUGGACCUGCCUCCUUUCCCGUCGUCGUACGCUUCCUUAUCUGGAGUAUGUCUACACUUCUCGAUCUUUUCUCCAAAGACAAGGAGUACGGCGUAUGGAAAGAGGGCUUUGACUUUAUCCUCAAAUUCCCACGUCGCGUAUAUACCAGCAUGUUCCCUUCACGGGACACCUGGCUGUUCAUUGCAACCUUUACCUCGUUUGUAGUGGUAGACUGGAUCCUGAUUCUCGUUCUCAGCAUUGGGAAUCCGACCAUGGAAGUCAUACCCAUCGGUCAACGCGUCUUCAUCUCCCUCUUCGAAGGUUUCUCGAUCCCGACUGGAGGUUACGCUAUUGUCUCGCCCUCAGCGAUGUACUUCGAUGUCCAGGUUUUGUGGCUGGUUGUCUUCUAUACCGCCGCGUACCCACACAUCAUCACCAUGCGCAAGACCAACGUAUAUGAGGAGAGAUCUCUGGGUAUCUAUGAGGGUGACGAAGCUGAGCCAGAACAGCUCCACUCCGCAUCCAGCUCGCUCUUCGAUGUCGACGCCGCGAUACCGUCUUUGCCGACCGCUGAAUUAGAGCCGGAGAAAUCGCGUCUUGCGCCCAUAAAAUCCCUCGGGCAAGUCGGCCGCCGCGGCACUGCCUUCGUAGGCCGUCAACUCCAGCACCGCAUGACGGCCUUCCAGGGCGUGGGUGUCGCUCCUAUACCAGCCGCAACACCCGCCCCAUUGAAGCGAUCAAAAACCAUGGACUUCAAUCGUGCGACGUCAAUCCACUCGCUCUCCUCACACCCAGCGACCCGACCCCCCUCUCUCAUAAGCCAGCAAGUCAGGGGCCAGCUUUCGCACGACGUAUGGUGGAUAGCUCUUGCGCUUUUUCUCAUUACGCUCAUCGAGACACACCACUCUAUCGAAGACCCCCGUACAUACAGCGUGUUCACCAUUCUGUUUGAAAUUGUGAGUGGAUACACGACUAUUGGGAUUAGUAUUGGGUUGCCGGAUCAAUCGUACAGUUUCAGUGGUGGCAUGUAUACAGGGAGCAAGAUCAUCAUGAUCUUGGUUAUGUUGAGAGGAAGGCAUAGAGGGUUGCCUGUAGCGCUUGAUCGCGCGGUUAGGUUGCCUGGGAAGAAGUUGGGUGAGAUGGAAGAGGAAGAUGCAGAGAUUAGGAGUAUGUUCUCUCAGUGA
Molecule: messenger RNA, 2334 nt
Organism: Alternaria atra
Lineage: Eukaryota; Fungi; Ascomycota; Dothideomycetes; Pleosporales; Pleosporaceae
Exons: 1
Coding region: 1-2334 (777 amino acids)
Biological process (GO): intracellular potassium ion homeostasis; potassium ion import across plasma membrane
Cellular component (GO): plasma membrane
Molecular function (GO): high-affinity potassium ion transmembrane transporter activity
Source: RefSeq, a predicted model, not a curated record